This is a messenger RNA of Topomyia yanbarensis, 1140 nucleotides long. RefSeq names its product carbonic anhydrase 1-like. Gene Ontology annotation, cellular component: cytoplasm. NCBI's taxonomy places the organism in Eukaryota, Metazoa, Arthropoda, Insecta, Diptera, Culicidae. The transcript has a single exon. The coding region runs from base 33 to 1022 and encodes 329 amino acids. Gene Ontology annotation, molecular function: carbonate dehydratase activity; zinc ion binding. The record is from RefSeq and is a predicted model, not a curated record.
CACGGCAUUUUUUAAGCUUUAUUAUUUCGCAAAUGGCUGAAAAAAACAUCCCGCUGGAAGUAACCCUUGAUACUGAAUCCGACAUCAGCAAAGAUGUAUCCAACAUAGUGUCAGCCAUAGCUGACGAAGAAGCGGUUCUUCCUUCUCCAAUCGAUAUCAACGUAAACAACACCGAACAGCUUGAACUGCCUGCUCUAGAGUGGCAAAACUACGAGCUACUUCCAGUGAAAAUCAAACUGACCAACACCGGUGACACGGUCAUCCUCACUGCCAAGUAUGCGGAUGACGAACACCCUUCGAUAAAAGGAGGCUCCCUGGAUGGUCGGUACGUGUUUGCACAGAUUCACUUCCACUGGGGAAAUACGGCCGCGGAAGGUAGCCUGCAUACAAUCGACGGGGCUCCGCUGCCGUUAGAGAUGCACGUAGUUCACUUCAACAGCCAGUACGAGGCUCUGGAUGAAGCUCUGAAACACGUCGGCGGUGUGCUCUGUCUUGUUUAUUUUUUUGCCCUGAAAUCUUCGCCGAACACGUUUCUUGACCCAGUGCUUUCAAACUUGAAGGAUGUUGCCUUCCCCGAUGUGGUUAUUAAACUGACACCCUUUCCAGUCGUCAAUCUGUUUCACAUAUUCACCAAUGACUAUUUUCUCUACUGGGGAUCGACCAAGUCGGAAUCCAGAAGCCAUCCGAUGUUGUGGAUGAUCUCGCGCACCCAGGAAUGCAUCGAUUUCCAUCAGCUGACUCAGUUUCGGGUACUGCUGGAUCAAAGAAUGCGGGUGAUAUCCAGAGAGCAAACGCCGAUAGCUGACCGGGAGAACCGACAUGUGUUUCACGUGAAUCCCGUAACGCCGUGCUGCAAUUGGACACUAUCCCCCCUGCCUCAUCCAAAGUAUCGGAAGGAUCGCUGGCUAGUGGACAGAAUGGACAUCGAUAUCGGGGCUCCCGGCGGAUGCCGAGAGUUCAUCGAAGCGCUGAGACGGGAGAUGCAGGGUAGGAAAUCGCAAUGUGAGACGACUGAGGAAUAAAACUGUUUCGCUUUAUGUUAAAUCAAUUUAUUCGAAGCUUCAAAUUACGAGAUCCUAGAUAAAAAUGUCACAAAUUCAAAGAUUCUAUAUGAAUUAUACGGAUUUCAAUCAUCAUAUU